Messenger RNA from Dipodomys ordii (Ord's kangaroo rat), 672 nucleotides. Its product is annotated as tetraspanin-17-like. Bases 1 to 252 code for a protein of 83 amino acids. The transcript has 4 exons. Gene Ontology annotation, cellular component: membrane. The record is from RefSeq and is a predicted model, not a curated record. Lineage: Eukaryota; Metazoa; Chordata; Mammalia; Rodentia; Heteromyidae.
AUGGCCGAUGGCUCGGUGGAGGAAGAUGUCCUCAACACCCAGUGUGGCUAUGAUGUUCGGCUCAAACUGGAGCUGGAGCAGCAGGGCUUUAUCUACACCAAAGGCUGCGUGGGCCAGUUUGAGAAGUGGCUGCAGGACAACCUGAUUCUGGUGGCUGGAGUCUUCAUGGGCGUGGCCCUCCUCCAGAUCUUUGGCAUCUGCCUGGCUCAGAACCUCGUAAGUGACAUCCAGGCAGUGAAGGCCAACUGGUAAGGAGCCACACGCCACCGCCACGUGCCAGGACCCCCCCCAGGCCUCGGGGGGAGCCCCAGGGACCCUCUGCUCACACACAUGGGCAAGGCCGCAGGAGGCGUCUGCUUGGAUCUGGGGGGACCCAGGAGCACUCAGCAUCAUCUGCUCCCUCACCCCAAAGCAGAGGAGCCACCAAUCUCGCUGCUGUGGAGGCCUGGAGCUGUCCAGGAGCCUGGGGAGCGUGCGGCCGGGUGGGGUGGGGGCAGGUCUGCCUGUACCCCCCACCCCCCAGCACUGCAUGGCUGGGGUCAGGGGGCCAGGGUGCAGCCUUAGAGCUCUCCGACUCGCUGGGACCUUUCUCUGGGUGUGAACCACCUCGAACUUGAACUCAGGGCCUGGGCGCCAUCCCUAAGCUUUUCCCCCCCCCCCCCGGCUCAGGGC